UUUUCCGCCAAUGGGACGUGAACCUCGAAGCGGCGCUAAAUAUCAAUUGACAGCUAGCUAGAUAGCCAGCUAACACUCGUAUUUAUACCGGACUGCAGUCCUACGAAGGAAAUAAUUGAUAUUUUUAUGAGUCGCCAUACGUUUACCAUAGUUAGGUCAAUAUUUGAAAGAGUUAAAUAAUUACGGAGAACCUGGCUAUUGCAUUCAGUUACGCAAGCUAAGGUUACUGUUAUGAAGUCAGCUCGGUAGCUAGCCGUAGCUAGCAAGCCGUUAUUAUUAUAGCUGUUAUUAUAUAGUAGUUUGUUUUAUCCUUUUGGUUUUACCACCUGUGAUAACCUAGGAUAUCUGUCUUGCUAUUGUCUGAUUCGUAAUGCCGAGCAUUCCGCAGAAUAAUUUGAAAGAGCAACUUGAACGACACAGCAAUGCUGUUCAGAGCAAGUUAUCACUGGCCAGACCUAAACCCGGGUCUUUUACUUUCAAAAAGAAGUCGACUUCGUCCAUCAUUAACACGGAAGGUGCAUCAAAGGUAACGGACUCAAGUGGUCUAGCAAACAGGAAAGUCAAUGUUCCUCAUAACAGUGCAGUAACCAAACUCCCUUUGACGUUUUCAACCAAGACUCAUAGGCCGCAAACUCCAAAAUUCAACUUCUCGGCUAACCCUAAAAGCAAACAUCAAGUCAUUACGCUUCCACCAAACCCAUUUGCAGUAAGUAAGUCCAUUCCAGACCAGGCAGCUUCCAAACUCUCCUCAGCACUGGUCAAUCUAGAUGAUAACCCUUCAGCAAACAAAACUACUUUGCUGGACUGCUCUCUCGGGAUCCACACAGCCGACUGGGAUGACUUUGAUGACUUUGAGACUCCUGUCAAGGGUAAAACUGUGUCUCCAAGCCCUGCUUUGCAUCCUGCUAGCGCUGAACCAGGGGGCACUCCUGUCAAGAGAAAAACAGAGUCCCCAGGCCAUGCCACACCGGUGAGGCUGUCACGUGGAAUCAAUGCAGAAUCAGGUGAACACAGAGAAACAGAAGGUGACAAGAGUCCAGCUUCUAAAACCACUAGCACAGAGUCUGCAAGAGCUGGUUGCAGCCACGUCGGUUCACCUGAAACUCUAGUGUCGGUGGAAGAUCUGGACAGCAACUUGGAGGUGUGCAAUGCUUCACAGGAUAACAUUCACCCACACCCAGAAGAGACUGAGCCAGGAGACUCACCAGUGAAGUUCAUGAAAAGACACCAAUCAAUCCGGAAAAGACAAGCUGUGUUGAGUGACAGCGAGGAGGAGGCUGAAGUUGAGUCGGGGCUAUCAGUCAAAUUGAAAGAUGAUGACCCUGUUUGCAUUCAAGAUACGCAAAUUGACUGCAUGGACAAGUGUGAGUCAAGGGUGGAUAUGGACUGUAUACCACCAUCCCCACCACCUGAGAAUGAGAGUUCCUCUCUGAGAUUGAGGAAAACUAGUCCCCAGAGUCGCUGUAGUCGAGUCACAAGCCUGGUAGGAGUCACCGAUGUCCGGUCCAAAGAUAUCAAUGGGCCUGAUGUUAAAUCAGACGAUGCACUCUUCAGUGUUAUGGAGGCUAUCUGUGGGCUGGUGGACUCCAUCCCCGAGCAUGAGUUGAUUGGCCUCAACUGUGGCACUCAGCUUCUUGUGCAGCGAGCUCAGAGGAAAAGAAUUAUUGCCCUUGGAGGAACACCUAGGACAUCCAUCUCAGACAAGGGAGUUACACCUCACCCUAAACCAUCAUUCCAUCAGUUCAGUUCAGUUUUUGACAACACACCCAGUUUAAAGUUAUUUACGUCACCUGUCUGUGAAGAAAUAAAGGACAGUUCCAAGAAAGAGUUCCAAUUCAGGAAGUCCAUCUCCUCCGUCUUGCCGAUGGAUUACGACAGCAGUGUCUUUGAAGACUCCAGCUGUCUUAUCGGCGACGUUCAAACUCCAGGCUCCUCCUGGAGACCCUCAUCCUCCUCCACCAAACCCGUUCUCACCGAGGAGAAAAACAGCAAGUGCUCAAGCAGCUUUAACUUUUGGAGCAGUAAUGACCAGAAUGAUGACUUCCCAUCAAGGCCAUCUUCCGCGCAAUCUGAUGUUCAGAUAAUAGAGGAUGAACCAGAGGAAUUGUUUUACUCCACUAAGAGGCCAGGUGAUUGGACUGAUACCGAGACUAGAGGGGGAAGCAGCAGGCCACCAUCCAGUCACACAAACACAUGGACAGACGCGGACGGGGAUGACUUCUACAAUGACGACUUUGACAUCGACGACUUUGAUGAGGCGGACAUUCCGAACUACUUAGACGAACCUCAGAGCGCUUCCACCUCGAAAUGGGACUCCACUUCGCUCGGGUCCGCAAUACGGGAGGGAGGGCCAGUUAAAUCCACGCAGGCCAGGAGCACAGUCUCCACCCCGAGCCCUGCCCCAGCUUCCAAACCCAGUAAACCUGCCUCUCCAGAGCCUGAUUUCCGCAACCCUGCCCAUGACCGCUUCAGAGGCUUCAACUUCCCUCACUCAGCAGAGAUGAUGAAGACCUUCCACAAGCGGUUUGGCCUGCACCAGUUCCGCUUUAACCAGCUGGAGGCCAUCAAUGCUUCAAUACUGGGUCAAGACACAUUUGUCUUGAUGCCUACAGGAGGAGGUAAAAGUCUGUGCUACCAGCUGCCUGGCAGUUUGUCUUCAGGUGUUACUGUGGUGAUCUCACCAUUGAAGUCGCUAAUUGUGGACCAGCUGCAGAAGCUAACCACUCUGGGUAUCCCAGCCACCAGUCUGUCUGGGGAGAAGAGUGACAGCGAGGCCAGCCGCAUCUACAUGCAGCUGUCCAAGAAGGACCCGGUCAUUAAACUGCUCUACGCCACGCCGGAGAAGGUGUCUUCGAGUGGCAGGAUGACCAGUGCUCUGCAGAACUUGUUUGAGAGGGCCCUGCUGGCGCGGUUUGUCAUCGACGAGGCACAUUGUGUCAGUCAGUGGGGCCAUGACUUCCGGCCAGACUACAAGCGUUUGAACGAGCUGCGGCAGAAAUUCCCCCGUGUGCCCAUCAUGGCUCUGACGGCCACAGCGACGCCUCGUGUGCAGAAGGACAUCCUCAACCAGCUGCAGAUGAGCUCCCCACAAGUCUUCACCAUGAGCUUUAAUCGUCACAACUUGAAGUACACGGUUCUACCCAAGAAACCCAGGAAGGUUGACGAAGAUUGUAUCGAAUGGAUCAAGAAACACUACCCCCGUGGAUCUGGCAUAGUGUACUGUCUGUCGAGAAACGAUUGUGACGGUAUGGCAGAAAGUCUUCAGAGAGCGGGCAUCGCUGCACUGGCGUACCACGCUGGUCUGAAGGAUAACGACAGGGAGUACGUCCAGUGCAAGUGGAUCAACCAGGAUGGCUGCCAGGUCAUCUGUGCCACCAUAGCCUUUGGCAUGGGUAUAGAUAAGCCGGACGUGCGCUACGUCAUCCAUGCCAGCCUGCCCAAGUCUGUGGAGGGCUACUACCAGGAGUCGGGGAGGGCAGGGCGAGACGGAGAAGUCUCGGAGUGUGUGCUCUUCUACGCCUACUCCGACGUCAUCCGCAUCAAGAGACUCCUCACCAUGGACAAGAAUGGGAACCGUCAGGCCAUAGCCACGCACUUCAACAACCUGCACAGCAUGGUGCACUUCUGUGAGAACAUGUCGGAGUGCAGACGCAUCCAGCUCCUGGCUUACUUCGGCGAGCACAAGUUCAACAGCAGCUUCUGCAAGGAGCACCCGGAGGUCGUGUGUGACAACUGUGCCAGACCAAACAAAUACAAGGCGAGGAAUGUGACCGAAGAUGUGAAGAAGAUAGUGAGAUUUGUGCAGGAGAACUGCGAAAAAGUCGGCAACCGCUACAACAAAUCUGCUCAGCAGAGCCGACUGACCCUUAACAUGCUAGUGGACAUCUUCAUUGGCCACAAGAGUGCCCGCGUCCAGACAGGGAUGUUUGGAGUCGGAGCGGCCUAUUCCAGGCACAACGCAGACCGUCUCUUCAAGAAGUUGGUGUUGGACAACAUCGUGGAGGAGGACCUGUACAUCGGUAAUAGCGGACAGGCUGUGGCCUACAUCUCUGCCGGCAAGAAGGCCACGAACGUUCUGAGUGGCUAUAUGCAGGUGGAGUUCUACGAGACGGAGAACGCCUCCAGCAUCAGGAAGCACAAGGCAGCUGUCACCAAGAACGUCUCCAAGAGAGAGGAGAUGGUGCACAAGUGCCUGGAGGAGCUCAACGACCUGUGCAAGAAGCUGGGCAAGAUCUUUGGCAUUCACUACUACAACAUCUUCUCCACUGCCACGCUCAAGAAGAUCGCUGAGACGCUGUCUGCAGACCCCGAGGUGCUGUUGCAGAUUGAUGGUGUGACUGAGGACAAGCUGGAGAAGUACGGAGCGGAACUCAUCGAACUGCUGCAGAAGUACUCCGAGUGGCAGCUGCCUGUUGAGGAGCCGACUGAGAAUUCCGGCUGGAUAGACAUGGCGCAGGGUCGCCAUGAGCGAGACGAGGAUGAUGACGAGGAAGACGCUUCUUCUGCUUACUUCCAGGGCAACAGCCGAGGAGGGAAGAGGAAGAAGUCGGGGUACUCCAGGAAACCCAAGAGGAGAAAAGGAGGCUUCCAAAGCUCCUCUGCCAAAGGGGGGAACAGUAACAGCUCGUGGGGCUCCUCAGGCUCGGGCAGUGGCAGGGGUGGCUAUAAAUCUCGAGGCCGAGGGGCAGCCGGCCGAGGGGCAGCCGGCCGAGCCCCAGCAGGCAGGAGACCAGGUUUCAUGGCCCUACCGACGCCCCACAGCACGGCACGCCCCUUCCUCAAACCUACCUUCUCUCAUAUGCCCUGAAGGGGGAGCUGUUUCACUAACUUCAGUUAUCCUCCACUGAACUGACGGCCACGUGUAAAUAUCUGUAAUAUUUGUUAGAUAAAUGUUGAUUCCACUUACGUUUUUUCGAAAGUGUAAUCUUGUUCAGGAUAUUUUUCAUUCUUGUGUUUAAAUGUUGUUUAAUUUAUAAAGUUGAAUUGUUUUUGUAUGUCUUAACAGUCAAUAAAAGCUGACUUAAUUUGAUGAGAAUCAG
Molecule: messenger RNA, 5039 nt
Organism: Clupea harengus (Atlantic herring)
Lineage: Eukaryota; Metazoa; Chordata; Actinopteri; Clupeiformes; Clupeidae
Gene: blm
Product: BLM RecQ like helicase
Exons: 22
Coding region: 371-4807 (1478 amino acids)
Biological process (GO): double-strand break repair via homologous recombination; DNA replication; telomere maintenance
Cellular component (GO): cytoplasm; chromosome; nucleus
Molecular function (GO): ATP binding; four-way junction helicase activity; 3'-5' DNA helicase activity
Source: RefSeq, a predicted model, not a curated record